CCCAUUAAUCACACUUUCACACUUCUGUUUAUUAUAGCCUGACACUGCCGGAAAGGGAAAGAAAAUAAGAGAGGGGGGAAAAAAAAACAAGGAAAAUACAGCUGUUUUCUUCUCACUGUGGAUACUCAUUUCUCCAAGUAUCGAAUAAAGUGCGGAAGGGAAGGAAGGGGAAUAAGAGCUGAGGAAGCCCAUGCCUUUGGGGAAGACAAUGGGUUCGGGCCCUGUAAUGUGGAAGCUUUUGGCCACGGCGGUUUUCUGUUCAUGGCUUUCUUGUUGCACAGCCUCUGUUUCGUAUGACAGCAAGGCCAUAGUCAUCAAUGGCCAGAGGAGGAUCCUCAUUUCUGGAUCCAUUCACUACCCACGAAGCACCCCUGAGAUGUGGCCAGAUCUUAUCCAGAAGGCCAAGGAGGGAGGUCUAGAUGUGAUUCAGACUUAUGUUUUCUGGAAUGGGCAUGAACCCCAACCUGGAAAAUAUUAUUUUGGGGGGAGGUAUGAUCUGGUCAAAUUUAUCAAGCUGGUGAAACAAGCAGGUCUCUAUGUUCAUCUCAGGAUUGGCCCCUAUGCUUGUGCUGAAUGGAACUUUGGGGGUUUUCCUGUAUGGCUCAAGUACGUCCCAGGCAUCAGUUUCAGAACCAAUAACGGGCCUUUCAAGGCUGCAAUGCAAAAAUUUUCAAAGAAGAUAGUGGAUAUGAUGAAAGCUGAAGGGUUAUAUGAGUCUCAGGGUGGUCCAAUAAUCUUGUCCCAGAUUGAGAAUGAAUAUGGACCCCUGGAGUCUGAGCUUGGUGCUGCUGGCCGAGCAUAUGCCAGAUGGGCAGCUCAAAUGGCGGUGGGGCUCGGCACUGGAGUCCCGUGGGUCAUGUGCAAGCAAGACGAUGCCCCCGACCCUGUUAUUAACACUUGCAAUGGUUUUUAUUGCGACUACUUCUCCCCGAAUAAAGCCUACAAACCCAAGAUGUGGACUGAAGCAUGGACUGGAUGGUUCACGGAGUUUGGAGGCCCGGUUCCUUACCGACCUGCUGAAGAUUUGGCAUUUUCAGUUGCAAGGUUUAUACAGAAGGGGGGAUCUUUCAUUAACUACUAUAUGUAUCACGGAGGAACAAAUUUUGGCAGGACUUCCGGCGGUCCUUUUAUUGCCACCAGCUAUGAUUAUGAUGCUCCUUUGGACGAAUACGGACUACUAAGAGAACCUAAAUGGGGACAUUUGAAAGACUUGCAUAGAGCUAUAAAGCUGUGUGAGCCGGCUUUAUUAUCUGGAGACCCCAAUGUGAUUCACCUUGGGAACUACCAAGAGGCGCAUGUAUUCAAAUCUAAAUCUGGAACUUGUGCUGCAUUCCUUGCAAACUACAACUCCAGAUCCUUCGCAAAGGUGGCGUUUGAGAAUAUGCAUUACAACCUGCCUCCUUGGUCCAUCAGCAUUCUUCCUGACUGCAAGCACACUGUUUAUAACACGGCACGGGUGGGUGCUCAAAGUGCGGUGAUGAAGAUGACUCCUGUUGUUUAUGGUACCGGGUUCUCUUGGCAAUCAUUCAAUGAAGAACCGGCGGCCUCUUAUGAUGACAAUUCCUUUACAAUGGUCGGGCUGUUGGAGCAGAUAAAUACCACGAGGGAUGCCACUGAUUAUCUGUGGUAUAUGACAGAUAUCAAGAUUGGUCAUAAUGAACAAUUUUUGAGGAGCGGGAAGUAUCCUGUUCUUACCGUCUUCUCUGCUGGCCAUGCUUUACACGUGUUUGUUAAUGGCCAAUUAUCAGGAACUGCCUAUGGAAGUUUAGAGAACCCAAAGUUGACAUAUAGUGAAGGGGUGAAUCUGAGAGCUGGUGUAAACAAAAUUGCACUGCUAAGCAUUGCUGUUGGUCUCCCGAAUGUUGGCCCACAUUUUGAGACAUGGAAUGCCGGUGUUCUUGGCCCAGUUUCACUAAGCGGUCUCAAUGAGGGAAGACGGGACCUAUCGUGGCAAAAAUGGUCCUACAAGAUUGGUCUAAAAGGAGAAGCAUUGAAUCUUGAUUCAAUCAGUGGAAGCUCCUCUGUUGAAUGGGUUGAAGGUUCUUUAAUGGCACAAAAGCAGCCACUGACAUGGUACAAGACUACUUUCAAUGCUCCUGCUGGAGAUGAACCUUUGGCUUUGGACAUGAAUAGCAUGGGUAAAGGUCAAGUAUGGAUCAAUGGGCAAAGCGUUGGGCGCUAUUGGCCAGCGUACAAAGCAUCCGGUGCUUGUGGUGCCUGUAAUUAUGCUGGUUAUUUCAAUGAGAAGAAAUGCCUGAGUAAUUGUGGGGAGGCUUCCCAAAGAUGGUAUCAUGUUCCUCGUUCCUGGCUGCGUCCAAGAGGAAACUUGUUGGUUGCGUUUGAAGAAUUGGGUGGAAACCCAUAUGGCAUAUCGUUGGUGAAGAGAGAAGUAGCAAGUGUAUGUUCUGAUAUUUUUGAGUGGCAGCCCACUCUAGUAAAUUGGCAGCUCCAAGCCUCCGGUAAAGUUAACAAGCCCCUGAGACCGAAAGCACACCUGCAGUGUGCCCCUGGUCAGAAGAUCUCCUCGAUUAAAUUUGCAAGCUUUGGAACACCCGAAGGGGUUUGUGGAAGCUUCCGAGAGGGGGCCUGCCAUGCCCACCAUUCUUAUGAUGUCUUCCAAAAGUACUGCAUUGGGCAGCAAUCAUGCUCGGUACCUGUAGUGCCCGAGGCAUUUGGAGGAGAUCCAUGUCCAAAUGUGAUGAAGAAGCUUUCUGCCGAAGUCAUCUGCAGCUGAUGCAGAGCACAGUAAGAAGCAUACAAGAAGAUCCAAGCACCUUACAAAUUCAUUAGUAACUUGUUUCUUUCGAGUACCUUCAUUGAUCGAAGAUCACGCGACCAUUAGUCAAUGCUUUGCCAGGGUGAAGUUGUAGAAAUAUACGACACACCAUUCGGUUCAAAGCCCGUUUAAACUCUUUAAGAUCAUUGUUGUUGUAUAUAGAGGUCUGUCAGAAGCCAGCCUCCUGCUGCAGCAGCAGCCCGAUAAGGGGUCAGAGCAGCCUGCAGGAUCGCAAACACGUUGAGACGCGACAAUUGUAUGUGUCCAUGUGCAUUGG
This is a messenger RNA of Diospyros lotus (date-plum), 3053 nucleotides long. Its product is annotated as beta-galactosidase-like. Gene Ontology annotation, biological process: carbohydrate metabolic process. Gene Ontology annotation, cellular component: cell wall; vacuole. The transcript is spliced from 19 exons. The coding region runs from base 191 to 2734 and encodes 847 amino acids. Lineage: Eukaryota; Viridiplantae; Streptophyta; Magnoliopsida; Ericales; Ebenaceae. Gene Ontology annotation, molecular function: beta-galactosidase activity; carbohydrate binding. The record is from RefSeq and is a predicted model, not a curated record.